AUGAACGCCGCGGACCAUGGCCCCGAACAAGGGGUUUCGGAAACGGCACCCCUUUUGGGGCCGGGCGCGCGACACGACAAUAGCGACGAGCGACCACACACCGCCAAGAAGACCGCGAGAAACCUCCUGCUUCUGAUUGCCGUUGUAAUAGUGGCGGUAGACUUUGGGAGCUACCUCUCUUAUGCCCCAGAGAUCGAGAUUUUCGAGACAAUAAUCUGCAAGCGGCUCCAUGGUUUCGAAAAAGGGACGAUUGCCGGACAACAUGGCGGAUCAAUUUCUGCCUGCAAAUCGGAUGACGUCCAAGCUGAGCUGGCACUCUUAGUAGGGUGGAUGUCGUUUUGUAACCAGGUGCCGGGAAUCCUCCUGGCCCUCCCGUACGGCUUCGCUGCAGACAGACUCGGCCGAAAGCCAGUCCUGCUUCUGAGCGUGAUCGGCCUCAUCCUGGAAGAGGCGGUUAUCCGAUUCAUCUGCUGGAAGAGCGAUAUAAUACCAAUCCAAGCCAUAUGGGCAACGCCUCUCUUCCAGAUUCUCGGCGGCGGCCCGCAAAUUGCAACAUCCAUGGCCUUCACCAUGAUCUCGGACGUCUUUCCACUAGCGCAACGAUCAUCCGUCUUUUUCCUCCUCUCUGCGGCCAUUCUUCUGGGCGAGAUCCUUGCUACUCCACUGAGCGCUUUUGCAAUGUCUUGGACACCCUGGUUUCCUUUUUUGGCAGGCGUGGUCUUCGAGAUUAUUGGCCUUGUGUCUGCUUUCGCCUUGUGCGAGACGAUGCCAAGUCAACCAGACCGACCAGACCACGACGACGCACCGCACCAGCGGACCCAGACGCGCUCUUCCGGAGAACACAGCAAAUUGUCCACUACUAUAAUGCAAUUCUGGCCCAAUUUCGGAAAGGAUCGUUAG
Messenger RNA from Purpureocillium lilacinum, 900 nucleotides. RefSeq lists its product as uncharacterized. Lineage: Eukaryota; Fungi; Ascomycota; Sordariomycetes; Hypocreales; Ophiocordycipitaceae. Gene Ontology annotation, biological process: transmembrane transport. Gene Ontology annotation, cellular component: membrane. The record is from RefSeq and is a predicted model, not a curated record. Gene Ontology annotation, molecular function: transmembrane transporter activity.